GGAAGCCAUUUUCUCUACUUUCUGGUAAGAAUACUGAGAAACUUGAUUUUGAGAUGCCUCGCACAAAGCAAGCCCGGCGCUCCCAGGCCGCAAAGAAGAGGAUGGCAGACCGGAUGGCUGCUGAUCCUGAAGAGGCUCUGCCACCUCUUAAAAAAUUGGCAGAAGUAACAGAACGUUGUGUACAUCACAACGGGGAUAUAAAACUGGGUCAUAACAGUGGUCAUUACCGUGGUCAUAACCGUGGUCAUAACCUUGGGCUAACAAGUGGUCAAACAAGUGGUCAAACAAGUGGUCUAACAAGUGGUCUAACAAGUGGUCAAACAAGUGGUCAAACAAGUGGUCAAACAAGUGGUCUAACAAGUGGUCAAACAAGUGGUCAAACAAGUGGUCAAACAAGUGGUCAAACAAGUGGUCGAACAAGUGGUCUAACAAGCGGUCUAACAAGUGGUCUAAACAAUGAUGCUAAAAACACGGAUCAUAAUAGUACUGUUAACAUGACCAUGAAAGCUGUUUCUGAUUUGUGUCCACAGAAAUCGUACAUCAGUGGCUCUUUCCAUCAAGGAGAUUACCGUUUUGGUCGGAAUAGGGGAAGUCAAUGUGGUGCAAACUGUUUAACUGCAAUUUUGAUGAGUAAGAUGAAAAAUGUGUUGCAGUGGACGAGAAAUGACCUGAAUGCUGUUCUGAUCCAUGGAGAUGACCUGUACAGUGCCAUGAGAGACGCAGGGAAAAUCAACGAUCCUGAAUCCGGCUUCAUAGCUGUUCAUGAGCUACCAGACACACACACACUGAAAGAUUGUCGGUUUUCAAUAAACUAUGGUGAAGCAUUGACUGGAUUGUUUGGUGUCAAUAAAUAUGAUGGGGAACUACAGGGGUAUGCGAUGUCAUUUGAUGAAGCAGUAAAUCGAGCAUUCCAGAGGUUUGAUACUGUUUUAGUGAAUAUUAAGCUAACCAUAUGUACAGCUGUCAGAGAAGGUUCCUGGUAUGCAGUGAUUGAUCCACAUUCAAGACGAGGUGAUGGCAGAUGUGUAGCUGACGGUAAGAGUGUAGUGGUUUACCAUCGUAACUUGCACUCGCUGAUUGUUCAUUUCCGGAAACUUGCCGCGUCUAUAAAUGCACGUUACCAGGAGUUUGAGGUAACUGGGGUCAACGCGGUUAUGACUGGAGAAAAACGGCCAUUCUGGCAAGUGAUCGAGAACGCUGGUCCAGCAGUAAGUGAGAGUGAAGGUGAGAAGUCGGACGUGAAAGUUGAUGUUGGAUCAGUAGCUUUCGCUGUAAGUGGAAGUGAAGAAGAACACAGAAAAGUGAGACGAGCUGUAGUUACACACAUACUGGCGAAUGAAGAAAAGUAUGUACAGAAUCUCAGACAAGGAUACAGCUCUGUACCAGAGUACAUUGCCAAAUCAAGAAUGAAAUAUGUUGGAACUUGGGCGACAGAGAUGGAAAUACAAGCAGCCAGUGAUUUAAUUGGUGUAGACAUUUUUACAUAUACUCGAGAGAAAUGGCUUAAAUAUAAAUCUUCAAACGUCUCAUCUAAUAGACAGAAUUAUCAAGACAAGGGAAUUUAUUUGAAGCAUGUGAAUAGCUGUCAUUAUGAAGUGGUUGUAUGUGUAAAAACCAACAACAACACAUGUGCUUGCUUUUGUAAAGCAUCUUCUCAAGGUUCAACCUAUAAUAUACAUUUAAAAGCUAGCUCAGACCCUCGUAAGCUUUAUAAGCAGAGACUGCAAUAUAGUCGUGAUCAUGAUUUUAAAGAAAAGAAAAAAAUUGAAACUAAGCAAAGAUAUGAUGAGAAUGAAAGUUAUAAAGAGACAAAAAUUAAAUGCAGUACUACAAAGUACAAGGUAAACAAAUGGCAUCAAGAAGAAAUACGCAAAUACAGCACAGAUAAAUACAGAAUGAAUGAUUUACAUUGUGAGGCUGUAAAACAAUACAGCAUCCAAAAGUACCAUACAGACAAAGCACAUAAAGACACUGUCAAACAGUUGAGUAUUCAAAAGUAUGAUGAAAAUAUAGCACACAGGGAGACUGUUAAAAAGAUGAGUAUUCAAAAAUAUAAUGAAAACACAGAACACAGAGAGUCGGUCAAAAAGAUGAGUAUUCAAAAAUAUAAUGAAGACACAGAACACAGAGAGUCGGUCAAAAAGAUGAGCAUUCAAAAAUAUAAUGAAGACACAGAACACAGAGAGUCGGUCAAGAAGAUGAGCAUUCAAAAAUAUAAUGCAAAUAAAACACACAAAGAGAUGGUUAUAAAUUACAAUGUUCAGAAAUAUAAAACUGACAUUGCUUUUGUCAAUAAUAUAAAAAUGAGAAAUGCUGCAAGACAGUAUGAAUCACAGCUAAAAAUGAAAGAGAUAGACUAUGUAAUUGAACAGUUUAAACAAAAGAUAUCUACAGGUCCUGAAUAUGUUUGUUCAGUAUGUCAUCGUUGCUGCUUUAAAAUGCAGGUAAAAAAGUGCAAUAUAAAUAAAUACCUUCAAAAAUCAAUCCAUGCUGGAUGUAUGGCAGAAAAAUGUAUUACACUAAAAUAUCUGCAUGAGUGUAAUAAAGACUGUAGAGAAAACUGUGUCUAUAAGAACAGUCCUGCUGCAUCUUUAUGGAUUUGUCACACAUGUGAUACAAAAAUCUAUGAAGGUAAAAUGCCAGCUGAAAGUGUAGCAAAUAAUCUAAGUUUGGAUCCUAUUCCCACUGAACUGAGUUCUUUAAACUCUCUUGAGCAACAUCUAAUAGGAAUGAAUAUUCCAUUCAUGAAGAUGCUGGCUUUGCCACGAGGAGGACAGAAUGGAAUUUGUGGCCCUGUCGUGUGCAUUCCAUCUAAUGUUUCAGAAGUAGUGAAUGUUUUACCAAGAUCAGAAAAUGAUUUUAUGAUACCAAUAAAGCUUAAGAGAAAACUGACAUAUAAAGGGCAUUAUGAGUAUAAAUUUGUUAAUAGUGAUAAAAUUAAAACAGCAUUGACAUAUUUAAAGGAGAAUAACAAAUGGUAUACAGAUGUAGAGUUUAACAAGACUUGGAUUAAUCCUCUGGGUAAAACAGAAGAGGAAAUGACUGAUAAAACCGAAAACAAUGAUAUGGAUUUGGACAAUUGUGAGGAUAUGCGUAUUAAUGAAGAGCAAAACAUUGACAAUGAUAAUGAGAUGAGUGAUGAAACACUUCAUGAUCGGCAGCAGCAUGGUUUGUUUAUGGAUUCAUGUUUGCAGCCAGUGGACAUUGCUCAAGAGGUUUUAGAUCAACACUUUGAUGGAAUUAUGUCACUUGCACCAGCAGAAGGAAAUAAUCCAGUGAGAAUGUUAAUGGAUGAAACUAAUGAAGCCAAAUGUUUUCCAGUUCUGUUCCCAAAAGGAAAAGGUACAUUUCAUGAUUCAAGACCUGAGAAAUUAACACUGUCUAGAUAUUUAAACAACAGAAUUUUAAAUGCAGAUGGACGUUUUGCACAAAACCUCGAUUACAUCUUUUAUGGACAAUAUUUGUCUGAGCUCAAUCAAAUUAUGUCUAAUGUAUCGAUUGCUUUGAGGAAAGGCUAUGAUUCAAGCAACAAAAGAAAAAUUACCUCAGAAAUGCUGACAAACAAAGAUUCACUUCAAAUGAUUUUAAAUUAUGAUGAGGGUUACAAGUUUUUAAGGCCAGUGAGAGGCAGUCCUGUUUUUUGGCAAGCUGUUCAGAAGGAUUUGUUUGCAAUGGUAAGGCAACUUGGGAUCCCAACAUGGUUUUGCUCAUUUUCCUCAGCUGAUUUGAGAUGGCCAGAAUUAUUGCAGUGUAUUGUGAAACAAGAGGGUUGUCAAACUCCUAUUGAUGAACUGGAUUGGUCUGACAGAUGUGGGAUGCUGAAACGAAACCCAGUAACUGCUGCCAGAAUGUUUGAUCAUCGAUUCCACUGUUUUCUGAAAGAUGUGAUUAUGUCACCAGCUCAACCCAUUGGAAAAAUAAUAGAUUAUUUCUAUCGAAUUGAAUUUCAACAACGUGGAUCACCUCACACACAUUGUCUGUUUUGGGUUGAGAAUGCACCUCAAGUGGACAGAGAGGACGAUGAUGAAGUUGUAGCGUUUGUUGAUCGUUAUGUCACUUGUGAAAUGCCACCUGAAGAUGAAACAGAAAUGCAUGAAAUUGUGAGCACUGUCCAACAGCACAGCAAAAGACAUGCAAAAACGUGUAGAAAGAAAGGUACUACAUGUAGAUUUAACUUUCCACGUCCACCUAGCAAAAAUACUUUCAUUUCAAGAAACAGACAAACAGAUAAGAAUGAAAAAACAACAGAUGAUGUACAAUGUGAAAGUAAAGACAAAAGAGUAAACUAUUCUAAAGAGAUAUCAAAAGAAUUAGCUGAAUCUAUAAUGAAAAAAGUAAGAGAAUGUUUGCUGAACACUGAUGCUGUCUUUGACUCUGUUGACUCUUUGUUUGCAUCUAUUGGUAUAAAUCAAGAGAUAUUUGAAUGCGCUUAUAACAAAAUGACAAAGAAAACAAAUGUUGUGCUAAAAAGGAAACCAAGUGAUGUGUGGGUAAAUCAGUAUAAUGAAGAUCUUUUGCGAUGCUGGAAUGCAAACAUGGACAUACAGUUUGUUGUUGAUGCUUAUUCUUGCAUAGUGUAUAUAGUUUCAUACAUUUCCAAAGCAGAGAGAGAAAUGGGAUUGCUGCUGGCAAAUGCACAGAAAGAAGCACACAAGGAUGGCAAUAUGGAUGCAAAACAAGCUUUAAGAAAACUUGGAAGUGUUUUCCUCCACAAUAGAGAAGUGUCUGCCCAAGAGAGCGUUUAUCGUUUGACUAAUAUGAGAUUAAAAGAAGGAUCGAGGAAAGUGGUCUUUAUUCCAACUGGUAUAAAUACAGUUAAAAUGACUUUACCUUUAAAUAUCAUAAAUAAAAAGGCUGAAAAGGAAGAAACUGACAAUGAUGAAAUAUGGAUGAAAAGCAUCACAGAUAGAUACAGAGCUCGCCCACAAACUCAAGAAUUUACAGGAAUGUGUUUAGCGUCCUUUGCAUCAGAAUACAGAGUUCUGUCCAAAUCUGAAAAGUCAUGCUCAGACCGAGUAAAACUGGAAAAUGACAUGGGGUUUGUGAGAAAAAGAACUCGUACAGAUUUUGCAGUCGUACGAUAUGCUCGUUUUUCACCAACUAAAAAUCCUGAAAAUUAUUAUCAAAGUAUUUUGGAGUUAUUUUUGCCUCAUUUUUUGCAAAGUCAACUGAAACCACCAAAUUUCACUACAUAUCAGGAAUUUUAUGAGACUGGAUUUGUAGCAUUGUAUAAUGAUGAACUUGAGUCAGUGAAAAUCAUAGUGGACACAAACAGGUCAAAAUUUGAAAAAGAAGCAGACAGUAUACAAAAAGCUCAAGAUGACUUAGAACAACAUGGACCGAUGGAAGACGCUUGGGCCCAAAUCUGUCCAGAAGCAGAACUUGAGCGUUUAGAAUGUCUAGAUACUAGAAAAGAACAACCAAUAGAAACAGAGGAAGGUGAUGAUGUCAUUCCUGAUCUAUUACCAAAUGUUCAUGGUUUCACAUUAGAAAAGAAUCCUUGUGCUAUGACAAAGAAAGAUGCAAUGUGUUUGCUGCGUUCUUUGAAUGAGAAACAGUCACAAAUCUUUUAUAAAGUGCGGCAGUGGUGUCUUGCAAAAGUACAAGGUGAAAACCCAGAUCCAUUUCAUGUGUUCAUAUCUGGGCCUGGAGGAGUUGGAAAGUCAGUGUUGAUUAAAGCUAUGUAUUAUGAAACCUCUCGCAUUCUAUCAAAGUUAUCAGAAAACCCAGAUGAGACACAUGUGCUCUUAACAGCUCCGACCGGUGUCAGUGCCUUUAACAUUAGUGCAAAAACUAUACAUUCAACUUUCUCUAUUGGAACGAAUGCUACAUUGCCAUAUCAGCCACUUGGAGAUGAAAAAAUUAAUUCCUUGAGAGCAAAAUUUGGAAAGCUGCAAAUAUUAAUAAUUGAUGAAAUUUCAAUGGUUGAUCAUAAACUUUUGGCAUAUAUUCAUGGCAGAUUGAGACAAAUCAAACAAACAGGAGAUUAUUCAGCAUUUGGAAAAGUCUCAGUAAUAGCAGUCGGAGAUUUUUAUCAACUUUCUCCUGUCAAAGGAAAACCACUUUAUACUGAACCAGUCAACAGUGUGAAUCUUUGGGAAACUCACUUUAGCUUUGUUGAACUCACAGAGAUCAUGAGGCAGAAGGACAAAGAAUUUGCUGAAUUACUAAGUCGUUUAAGACUACGUAAAAAGGAUGAACCAAUGCGUGAAGAUGACAUUGCUAUGCUUAAAAAAUGUGAAACAGGUGAUGGUGAUGAUAGUACAGAUAUCCACAUUUAUGCAACAAACAGUGAAGUUGAUGUACACAACAUACAUAUGCUGCAUAAAUUAUGCUCAGACACAGUUACUGUAAAAGCACAAGACUUUGACAGAAAUGCUAAAACUGGCCGAAUGGAAGAAAAAGAUGGGCAUCAUUUCAGAGUUCAUAACAGCUGUUUAGAAAAAUCCCUUGAAUUAGCUAUUGAUGCUCGAAUAAUGCUUAUAAAAAAUAUUAAUGUUUCAGAUGGUCUUGUGAAUGGUAUUUUUGGCACAAUUAAAGAAUUUUGUUAUGAUGAUAAUGAAACAUUUCCCUCAAAAAUAUAUAUUGAAUUUGACAAUGAGCAAGUUGGUAAAGAAGCAAGAGCCAAACAUCCGUGUUUAAAACCUGGACUGGAAAAAGCAACACCAAUUGAACCUGAAGAAGAGAAAGUAACCAAUGAUGGUGGUGUCAGAAGGCAGUAUCCUAUCAGAUUAGCUUGGGCUUGCACAGUUCAUAAAGUACAAGGCCUAACAGUGGACAAAGCUGUUGUUUCAAUGAAAAAGAUAUUUGCUGCAGGACAAGCGUAUGUAGCAUUAAGUCGAGUGACCUCUCUUGAUGGACUCAUCAUUGAAGAUUUCAAAGAAAACGUUAUUUUUGCGAAAGAUAACAUUGAGCAAGCACUACAGAAUAUGCCUCCAUUUAUUCUUCCAAAGACAUGGUUGAAACCAAACAAUGUGGAGAAUGAAGUGUGUCUUGAUGGGUACUAUUUCCAUGGAAAAACACGUGGUGCUGCAUAUGACACAA
Carassius auratus (goldfish) is the source of this 7044-nucleotide messenger RNA. RefSeq lists its product as uncharacterized. The record is from RefSeq and is a predicted model, not a curated record. The transcript is spliced from 5 exons. The annotation marks the transcript as partial. Gene Ontology annotation, molecular function: DNA helicase activity. Gene Ontology annotation, biological process: telomere maintenance; DNA repair. Lineage: Eukaryota; Metazoa; Chordata; Actinopteri; Cypriniformes; Cyprinidae.